UUGAGUUGAAAUUGAAAUAAAUAUAUUAAUUUAACAGGAAAUCUCUGUCCUCUCAUAACGAACUUUAGCCAGCAGCGAAUGCUUAAAAUCAGGAUAAAUGGCUGACCGUGAAGAUAUAUUGGCAAACUUUCAGGAAAUAAGCGGAAUAAGUGAUAUUGAGGUCGCAAUUUGCCACCUUGAAUCGACAGGAUGGAACUUACAGGCAGCAGUGAACUCAGCUCUCGAGGAAACUUCUCAUUUUGGAGACAUCAACAUGCUCGAUAAUCCUUCAGAUGUUUCUAUAAUAGAAUCGACAAAAACUUUACACAACGAAGCAGGCCCUUCUUGUUCUUCAUCCAAAAAUAACACUGAUGAAUUAAUUUUCAACGUGCAUUUCAAUAACAGAAGUCAUCAGAUCCAUAUAUCAAGUCUCAAAACGAUUAAGGAUCUCAAAGAAGCUAUAUUUGCAAAGACUUCAGUGCCACUUUGUCGACAGUUAAUUGAGGGACUGCAAACAUCUAAAGAAGCUCAAAUUAUUGACACAACAGUGCUGAGAACAUUAAACGUUUCAAGAGAGAAUAAUAUUUUCCUUACUGACAUUUCAAAUGAAGGCUUUUCGGAUGACGUUGUAAUUGUAAGUGACGAUCCUUUACCGAUGUACCAGCUACGUAUAAGUUAUGUGAAUCCGUUCAAUACGAGCGAGAACAAAGAGCUCAACUUAAAUUUUCCUGCAUCAAAAACGAUAUUGGAUAUCAAGAAUGAUAUUCAUGCAGUACUAAAGGUUCCCGUCCGUCAUCAAAAUUGGGUGGGAUGGCCUGAAAGUUCAUCAAAUUCUACAAAACUCAGCGAAACUGGUUUCAAUGCCGUUCACUUAUUACAGUUAACUCGCAUUGAUACCGAAAAUAACUUUGAUCGCGACGUUCCUCUUGAAAUUGAUUCCGAUAGUUCAGUGGAAGAGUUUGAAGAUGCUCUAAAUGCUGACGAAGAUAUUUUUGCUGAACCAGUGCCACAAAAUCGCCUUAAAUAUCUGAUUGAUGAUCAUACAGAAGAUGAGAUUCUUGGCUGUUUGCAGUUUAUCACAAAUUAUCGCGAUCGAUAUGGUCACGGUCCAAACUUCUUUGAAGGAACUCUUGAUGAUGCUGUCAAAGCAGCUUGUUCCACUAAAUCCGCCAAAGACCGAAAACUUCUUGCAAUUUAUUUACAUCACGAUCGAAGCGUUCUUUCAAAUGUUUUUUGUGGACAACUUCUUAACAAUGAAAAUAUAAUUAAACAAUUAAAUGAUAAUUAUAUUAUCUAUGGUUGGGAUUUAACUUGUGAGAGUAACAAGAAUAUGUUUUUGUCGUCAUUAACUGCUUGUGUUGCUGACUCAGCUUCACUUCAAAUACGUGGAACGCCAAUUAAUCAAUUACCUAUUAUCAUGAUCAUUCGUAAAUAUCGAGCAACAUGUGAAGUCGCUGAUAUAAUUCAUGGAAAUAUCAACAGCGAUGAACUUUUUAUUCAUUUAAUGAUGAAUUCUGAUGCUUUUAAUGAACAAAUGAAGAUCGAGAUUCGAGAAGAAUAUGAGCGGAUGCAACGAGAAGUUUUACUCAAAGAACAACAACAGGCAUAUCAGGAAAGUUUAGAGGCUGACCGAGCGAAAGAAGAAGCAAAAUUACAAAAAGAGAAAAUGAUGGCAACAGAAAGACGUCGACAAGAAUCCGAGCGUGCAGAAAUUGAAGCUCGAAAGGAAGCGGAAAAAAAACAUGCUGAAAGCUUAUUACCGCCUGAACCAGAUAGCAAUUGCACCGAUCCAAUCACCAAAAUUCGAUUCCGAAAACCAACCGGAGAUUAUCUCGAACGCAGAUUUAUUGUCGAUAAUAAGCUUAAGGUGUUGCUCAACUUUGCCACAGCAAAUGGCUUUUCUCCUGAAGAAUUCAAAAUAAUCUCGAGUUUCCCACGACGUGAUCUCACACUUUUAGAUCCUGAAGAAACCUUGAAAUCAUUGAAACUUUAUCCACAAGAGACGGUCAUCCUUGAAGAGCGAUAAUUUCUUGUCUUUUAUUUCGAUUUGCACUUUUUCUUACUGUUUAGGAACAAGGAAUGAAGAAAACGAGUGAAAUGUUCAGAAAAAAUGCAUACAUAAAUAUAAAUUUUCGAAUAAAAGAAUUUCUUAACAAUUAAAAAGGUUUUGAUUUUUGAUGAGACUUAAAAAUAUUAAAAAUGUUUGAAUUCUUAUCAUUACAUGACAUUCAUAAUUUAUCAUUUUAAUCUUCAAAUGUCAUUGCUUCGUUCGUAAUUGUAAUUAAAUUAGACUUACAAGUUUUUCAUGCUUACAAAUCUCGGAUUGUGACAUCAUCAUCGCUUCUGAAAUUCAUCAAA
Molecule: messenger RNA, 2337 nt
Organism: Clunio marinus
Lineage: Eukaryota; Metazoa; Arthropoda; Insecta; Diptera; Chironomidae
Source: the annotation of a GenBank genome assembly